Messenger RNA from Mitosporidium daphniae, 1794 nucleotides. RefSeq names its product DNA ligase. Bases 1 to 1794 code for a protein of 597 amino acids. Gene Ontology annotation, molecular function: DNA ligase (ATP) activity; ATP binding; DNA binding. NCBI's taxonomy places the organism in Eukaryota, Fungi, Microsporidia. Gene Ontology annotation, biological process: DNA repair; lagging strand elongation; DNA recombination. Gene Ontology annotation, cellular component: mitochondrion; nucleus. The transcript is spliced from 8 exons. The record is from RefSeq and is a predicted model, not a curated record.
AUGUCAUCAAACGUACCAUUGGGAACUGCAGACAACAAUGUCGUGACUUCCGACGAGAAUUUGUCUCAAAUUCACAAUGACAUACUCCAGCCGAGGUUGAGUUUUGCUUUUCAGAAGGACACACCUAUACAGCCAUUUUUCAGGCAAAAUAAAGCUGCCCUUGAUGAUACUGUAUCGGCAAAUGACGAGGCGUUUGUAUUGAGCUUCUUACGAUUUAGUGGAAGCAUUCCAUAUCUUGAGCUUGCGGAGGCAUUUGAAAAGAUAGAAGCCACAACAAAGAGAGCAGUUGCAUCAUCUUCUGGAAAAUCCGUUGCCUCCAUCAAAGCAGAUGUUUCUCGGUUGGGAGAUCUGGGAAAGGUGAUGCAGGCUGUUUCUCGGAAAACAGAUCGCGUGCACUCGCUACUCGUGGCAUGUAGGGGAAGCGAGCCCAAGUAUCUUAUCCGCUCUCUUGAGGGAAAACUUCGUAUUGGACUUGCAGAGCAAUCCGUACUGAUUGCUCUUGCGCAGGCAUCUGUGCAGUUUCUUCAUCAGUUUCAAGGAGGCCCCGUCGAAAUUAAAAAGGCCUUUUUCAAAAAGGGCCUUGAUGCCGCGCUUGAAGAUGGCGUCUCCAUGAUAAAUGAAAUUCCGGCAUAUGAGAGAAUUAUUCCCCAUUUGAUGGAUAUCGCGGAGGGCGGUAUUGCAACCAUCACCAGCAAGGUCAAAAUGGAACCAGGGUGUCCCAUUCGCCCUAUGCUGGCACAUCCAACCUUUGCUCUUACCGAGGUUCUUGAUCGAUUCGAGUCGAUUCCAUUCACUUGUGAAUACAAAUAUGACGGAGAGCGCUGUCAGGUUCAUUAUUCAAAGCUCGACAGUUCGCCCAUGAAAUGCUCCUUGUUUUCACGGAAUCUCGAGGACAUGUCCCAAAAGUAUCCAGAUAUCAUUUCCAACUUGUCCAAAAGCAUGGAAAAUUGCAAGAUGCCGUUGAAAUCCUUUGUAUUAGACUGCGAGGCGGUUGCUUGGGACCCGGUCAGUAACAAGAUCCUCCCCUUCCAAGUACUUAGCACUAGAAAAAGAAAGAACCUCUUUUCGAGAAAGAAGACAGCUGCUUCAUUCGAAUUUUCCCAUCGAGGAAGGGUGUUUUUAUCACGCCUCCUAUUUGGAUUGCACAAAGACGGAUGCGAGGGGUUGAUGGUAAAGACGCUCGAUAACGAGUGCUCCUGGUAUGAGCCCUCAAAACGAUCCAGAAAUUGGCUCAAAAUCAAGAAGGAUUACUUGAAUUCUACGGCCUGCGAUUCACUCGACCUGGUGGUGAUUGGAGGCUAUUUUGGCAGAGGAAAACGGGCAGGUGUGUUUGGUGGCUUUCUGCUUGCAUCUAUUGAUGUUGCGGAUGAUGACAACAAUUAUUGGAAAACAGAUAAAAGGCAGGCGCAUGAUGCUGAAGGUUCUUCCGAUCACGCGGAAGAUGAGGAUCCUGCCGAUGGGAAUGACAUGGACGUCUUUCGCUUCCAAGCAAUAUGUAAGCUUGGAACCGGAUUUUCGGAAGCAGAGCUGGAGCAACACUCGAUCGAAUUUAAAAAUCUUAUCAUCCCCAUUCCUCCUCUGCACUAUGAUGUCACUGAAAAUAUAAAGCCAGAUGUUGAUCCUUCAAAAGGCAUUUCGCUUCGCUUUCCGAGGUUCAUUAGAAUACGCGAAGACAAAAAGCCCGAAGAUGCUACUCGUUCGUCUUUGAUUGCAGAGAUGUACAAUUUGCAGAUGAAUGCCGUGAAAUCUUCCUCCACCAGCAUUGGCGGCGCAUUUGAAGAUGAGUUUUAUUGA